This is a messenger RNA of Candida tropicalis MYA-3404, 963 nucleotides long. RefSeq lists its product as uncharacterized. Gene Ontology annotation, cellular component: plasma membrane. NCBI's taxonomy places the organism in Eukaryota, Fungi, Ascomycota, Pichiomycetes, Serinales, Debaryomycetaceae. Gene Ontology annotation, molecular function: calcium-activated cation channel activity. The transcript has a single exon. The coding region runs from base 1 to 963 and encodes 320 amino acids. The record is from RefSeq and is a predicted model, not a curated record.
AUGUUAGACACUAUAUUACAUUCUUUAGGACUGAAUGAUGUCUCGACAUAUUCCGAUGAUGAUAUGAUUUAUAGACCACCUUCCGGCCGAGUUGCCCGAUAUCAAAUUAUAAUUGCAUCUACUUUAGGCCUUAUAGCAGUACUGUUAUUUUCACUUUUACGACUAAAAUAUCCCAAAAUUUAUGUGGCCAAUUUCAAUGAUUUAAAUUUUAGUCUUCAUUCGACAUCUAGAAGGAAUUUACCUAAACUACCUUCAAAUUCUUUCUUUGGUUGGAUACCUACUGUGUACCGAAUCUCGGAAUCGCAAAUUUUGGAAUAUGCUGGAUUAGAUGCAGUGGUAUUUCUUGAAUUUUUCAAAAUGUGUAUUAAAAUAUUAACUAUUUGUCUUGUUUUUGCAUUGGUUGUGAUAUCACCUAUUCGAUAUAAGUUUACUGGAAGAGUCGACCAUGAUUACCCAGACGAUAAUGUCAAUGGUACAGCAACUUUUAGAACACUUGCAAGAGAAACCACUAGAAUUUCACAGAGUGAUAGUGAUGGUAACGGUGAUGACAAAGGACCCACGUACCAACAAUUUCUUUGGUUAUACACGAUAUUCACAUAUGUUUUCACUUUUGUUGUGGUGUAUUUUUUGUUUCAAGCAACCAAUAAAAUUGUCAAUAUGCGUCAAAAAUACCUUGGCUCUCAGAAUUCUGUUACUGAUAGAACAGUUAAGAUUUCAGGAAUUCCAGGGCUGUUAAGAGAUGAAGUAACAUUGGCACGACAUAUCGAUAGUUUAAACAUUGGAGAGGUUGACUCGGUUUUGAUUGUGAGGGAGUGGCAAAAUUUAAAUAAACUAUUCAAGAUUAGAAAAAGGAUUCUAAGAAGACUUGAAGAGAGUUGGGUUGAGUAUUUUGAGAAAAAUGGACUCGCCGAUAAACUUGAAUUGUUGGCACUACAUCCACAUGUAGGUGAACUGUAUAUAUAG